AUGACGCCCCCGUUACUGAGACUCCCUGCGGAGCUCUUACAACAAAUCCUGGGUCACCUAUGUCUUUCAGACCUCCUCUCCGUAGGGUCGGUAAGCCGGGUAUUGCAGGAGCACGCAAACCAGGAUAUUCUUUGGCAGCGACUAGUACAGGCGGAGAUUCCAGGGCCUGCUGUGUCCAAGCCAGUGCAUCGGUCCUGGCGGGAAUUGUUCAAGGAGCACCAUCCUUAUUGGUUUAUUGCUGGAAAGAAGCUAUGGUUCGCGGACAAUGUGCACACUGGAAAGCUCAUUGUAGCGCGCUAUGAUCAUCGACUCAACGCAAUCGAAGCAUAUGAACUUGUUGCCGAGCGCCGGAUACCCGAGUCUCUGUCGUGGGACCAGCACCCAGAUGCCAUUAUCCAUACCUUCAGUCCUCGAGUACAAUUGGAUCUGAAUGUUCCCGUAGUCCGACUGAACAGCAGCGCCUAUGAAGAAGCGAUUGGACGCGUCGGUCAUCGACUGCAGAAGGAAAUACCAAUGAACUUGUCUCGACACGCAGUACUGCGCUCACAUUUGCUGCUGACCAGACCCUGGCCCGAGAGUAUCACGACGGAAGCGACGCCUGUGUGGCCUCCACUUACGGUGCCCAGUGUUCAUCGCACUCGCAACGACCAGUCGCCUUCUGGGUUCACACAAUCUGGGCACAAGCCUGGCUUACUCAACCAGCUGUCUACUUCGACAUUUAGAUUGCGCAAGUGGAUGCAGUUUGCGACUCAGUCAAUAAGAUUCAACAUGCGAAUUGGCGAGAACAUUUCAACGUGGGCGACGCUACCCGAGGAGUGCUACACUCCAACUCGACAAAAACCAUGGCAGGGCAUCUGGUGCGGCGAUUAUGCCGGGCAUGGUUGUGAGUUUCUGGUUGUCAUGCAGCCUGACGAUCCAAGACCUCUUCCAGAACGAGCCGAGUGGGCUCUGCGAGCAGCAGAACGCGAGGAGAGUGUAAGCAGUGAGGGGUCAUGGACUACUGCACCUACCGACGCAGCGCAUUCUGACGACGAAGAUGCCCAGAUGGAAAGCGCCGAUGAUUUGGAAGAUAGUGUCGCAACUCUGCAACAGUCAUAUCAUGAAAGAGCAUCGGAAAGUCGCGGCCAAGCUGACGCACGACACGACGGCGAUGCAGUCUACCGUGGCCGGAUCGAAGCAGUCAAGUUGACGGGUGACCCGAACAUACCGAGAGGAGAGUAUACGUUCAUUGCACCUGACAUUGGCCCGAACGGGUUGUUGAGGGUGGCAAGCGAGGAAAUCUUUCAAGGCGCGCGAAUAGUACGGAGUGUAGGGCACAUUGCAGCUACGGGAUUUCGAGAUGAUAACUAUAUGGCAUCGCAGCUCAUUCUAAUAUCUCAUGACCGGAUCGCGCAAUACUGGGAGACGUUUGGUCACGUGUCGUUUUAUGAGCGAGUGGACAUUGAUUCGUUCACAAGGGUUUAA
Molecule: messenger RNA, 1464 nt
Organism: Bipolaris oryzae ATCC 44560
Lineage: Eukaryota; Fungi; Ascomycota; Dothideomycetes; Pleosporales; Pleosporaceae
Exons: 2
Coding region: 1-1464 (487 amino acids)
Molecular function (GO): protein binding
Source: RefSeq, a predicted model, not a curated record